CUUAAGUCAUUACCUCUCAACUAAAGCUUCUUCUCUUCCUCUUUUCUCACACUUCCAAGAGUGUGCAGAUUUGCAUUGCCACAUUAGAGGUGUUGGUGGCGCAUUUUCCCGACUAGCAAUGAGGCACAACGGUGGCGACGACCCCCGCCGGGGUCGUCAUGUGCCACAAAUCUUAGUGGCAUUGGCCAUUUUGGCUGUUGCUAAUAUUGUUUCUGCUGACCCUUACGUAUAUGCUUCUCCCCCACCACCAACUUACGAGUACAAGUCACCACCCCCUCCUUCUCCUUCUCCGCCACCGCCUUAUGAGUACAAGUCUCCACCACCUCCUUCACCAUCUCCACCCCCACCUUAUGUGUAUAAAUCACCACCACCUCCUUCACCAUCUCCUCCACCUCCGUAUGUGUACAAGUCGCCACCCCCUCCAUCACCAUCACCUCCACCACCAUAUGUGUAUAAAUCACCCCCACCUCCUUCACCAUCUCCACCACCUCCGUAUGUGUACAAGUCACCACCACCUCCAUCACCUUCUCCUCCACCUCCAUAUGUGUAUAAAUCACCACCACCUCCUUCACCAUCACCACCUCCACCAUACUAUUACAAGUCUCCUCCACCACCUUCACCUUCACCACCUCCACCUUAUUAUUACAAGUCUCCCCCACCACCUUCUCCAUCACCACCUCCACCAUACUAUUACAAGUCUCCUCCACCACCUUCUCCAUCACCACCUCCACCAUACUAUUAUAAAUCACCACCACCCCCUUCACCCUCUCCCCCACCACCUUAUUACUACAAGUCCCCACCACCACCUGCUAAGUCACCUCCUCCACCAUACUACUACUCCUCCCCUCCACCACCAGUUAAGUCACCUCCUCCUCCGUACUACUACUCCUCCCCUCCUCCACCAGUUAAGUCACCUCCUCCUCCAUACUACUAUUCUUCCCCUCCACCACCAAUUAAGUCGCCUCCUCCACCGUACUACUAUUCCUCCCCUCCACCACCAGUUAAGUCACCUCCCCCACCAUACUACUACUCCUCCCCUCCACCACCAGUUAAGUCACCUCCUCCACCAUACUAUUACACUUCACCACCACCCCCAACUCAUUACUAUCCUCCUCAUCAUUCCUUGGUCGUUAAGGUUGUUGGAAAAGUCUACUGCUACAGAUGCUAUGACUGGAAAUACCCAAAGAACUCCCACGACAAGAAGCACCUCAAAGGUGCUGUUGUUGAGGUCACAUGCAAAGUUGGUGACAAGAAAAUCAAGAGCUAUGGUACCACUAAAAUCAAUGGCAAGUUUGCUAUCACAGUCGAAGGAUUUGACUAUGCCAAAUAUGGAGCAGAUGCAUGCAAGGCUAAACUCCACCAAGCACCAAAGGGUUCAAAAUGUAACAUUCCCACAAAUCUACACUGGGGCAUUAAAGGUGCUAGCCUCAAAGUGAAGUCAAAGAAUAAAUAUGAAGUUGUGCUCUAUGCAAAACCAUUUGCUUAUGCCUCUAAAACUCCUUAUGAAGAAUGCAUGAAGCCUAAGCCAACUCCUGCUCCUUACUAUUACAAAUCUCCACCUCCUCCAUCACCAAAAUAUAUAUACAAGUCACCUCCUCCUCCAUCACCAAAAUAUGUGUACAAGUCACCACCUCCUCCAACCCCAACGUAUGUGUACAAAUCACCACCCCCACCAUCACCAAAAUACGUAUAUAAGUCACCGCCUCCUCCAACCCCAACGUAUGUGUACAAAUCACCACCCCCACCAUCACCAAAAUACGUAUAUAAGUCACCGCCUCCUCCAACCCCAACGUAUGUGUACAAAUCACCACCCCCACCAUCACCAAAAUACGUGUACAAGUCACCACCUCCUCCAUCACCAAAGUACGUAUACAAGUCCCCGCCUCCUCCAUCACCAAAGUACGUCUACAAGUCACCGCCUCCUCCAUCACCAAAGUACGUAUACAAGUCCCCGCCUCCUCCAUCACCAAAGUACGUGUACAAGUCCCCGCCUCCUCCAUCACCAAAGUACGUAUACAAGUCCCCGCCUCCUCCAUCACCAAAGUACGUCUACAAGUCACCGCCUCCUCCAUCACCAAAGUACGUAUACAAGUCCCCGCCUCCUCCAUCACCAAAGUACGUGUACAAGUCCCCGCCUCCUCCAUCACCAAAGUACGUAUACAAGUCNCUUACUAUUACCACUCUCCACCUCCACCCGUGAAGUCUCCUCCUCCUCCAUACCACUACACUUCACCUCCCCCACCCGUAAAAUCACCUCCUCCUCCGUACUACUACACUUCACCUCCCCCUCCCGUAAAAUCACCUCCCCCUCCAGUAUACAUUUAUGCUUCCCCGCCACCACCAGUCCACUACUAAGCAGUUUGAAAAGCUUGGCCAUUUUCCACAACCACGCAAAUUUCAGUUUAAAUCACAAAAUAAAUGAUGGCUUCUUGAGGGAAAGAUUCAGAGGUCCAUGGUCAAAAGCAAUUAAUUUAAUCAAUAAGAUCAUCAACUUUGCAAUUCAGAGGUUGAUUCCUAGCGACUUGGACCACUUCGCUUCUACUUCUCUGGUGGCCUUCUUACACAUUGUUCUCAUUGUGUCUUCACGUGGAAGUGGCUUCAACAGCUUAGUUUUUUUAUUAGAAUAUUAAUUAUUUGAGUUUUCAUGUUUCUUGAUGUUGCUUCUUUAUAAUUUAUUAUUGUAAGUAUAUCUUUGUUUGAUUUGUUUUGUGUUAAUUAUUGUUGGCUGUCUCCUAGUGCCUACUUGUGCUUUGUGCACCAAAUCAAUAAAGAGAUGAAUUUUGUUCACUUCA
Molecule: messenger RNA, 2792 nt
Organism: Nicotiana tabacum (common tobacco)
Lineage: Eukaryota; Viridiplantae; Streptophyta; Magnoliopsida; Solanales; Solanaceae
Source: RefSeq, a predicted model, not a curated record